AUGUCACACUUCUUUACAGUUGUCGCUUUGAGGAGAGGCAGAGGGGAUGUUGCCGUCGUGGGCGAUUGCCACAUAGUUAGAAAAAAAGAAACUGUUUCGGUUGUUGCUGCUCCCAAAAGGAAGACGAAGCAAAAAGAAGAAACCCAUGUCGAAGAGGAAGUAGAAAAACAGGUUCGAAAGCAUGCACAUACUGCGACCAUUUCUCUUCCUUUGUCGAAGAAAAGAACUAAAGAGAUGGAGGAAGAUGAUGACGAUAAGUCAUCUCUAAAGCCUACCCGACUGGAGGCGUCUCAUCCUAAUUCAACAUUUGAUGCCACCUAUGAGCCCCGACCAAUUGAGAAGAAGAAAAAGAAAAAUCUCAAAAAGCCUACCUCUCACGGAGGUCUACCCCUUGACAAGGAUCCUAAGGCACCCACUUUUUCUAGUAUUGAUUGGUCGGCGCCUCCCAACACUAGCUCCCACUCUGUGCAUCUGACUAUCAUUGGGGACCAUGACCCUGAGACUAAUAAGGAUAAUAAAUAUGAAGACCUUAGCAAAGAUGAUUACCAAAUCACCAAUUCAAUCCCAGUGACCAGUUCUGUGCCCCUUCGUGAUGAGGAUCGAGACUCUGACAAUUCUGAUGAUGUUGACGAUUCGACUGGGGGGCCAAUUGCUUCCGGCGGAGAGAAGUCAAAUUCCUUGUCUGAGGAUUAUGAGGACACUCCUUCAGAAGAUGAUAAAGACUUUGAGGAUGCAAGACCCGAGUCAGAGAAUGAAGCAAGCAAAGUUGUAGAUGCCACUUGGGCUGAAUCACAACUUGGUAUGACCAAGUCCUUUGGUGUUGCAACUAUUACUUAUAAACCAAUCAAAGAUUUAUAA
Lathyrus oleraceus (garden pea) is the source of this 858-nucleotide messenger RNA. RefSeq lists its product as uncharacterized. NCBI's taxonomy places the organism in Eukaryota, Viridiplantae, Streptophyta, Magnoliopsida, Fabales, Fabaceae. The record is from RefSeq and is a predicted model, not a curated record. The transcript is spliced from 5 exons. Bases 1 to 858 code for a protein of 285 amino acids.